Messenger RNA from Catharus ustulatus (Swainson's thrush), 1218 nucleotides. It is a transcript of the gene TMEM145, whose product is annotated as transmembrane protein 145. Lineage: Eukaryota; Metazoa; Chordata; Aves; Passeriformes; Turdidae. The annotation marks the transcript as partial. The transcript has 13 exons. The record is from RefSeq and is a predicted model, not a curated record. Gene Ontology annotation, biological process: G protein-coupled receptor signaling pathway; response to pheromone.
CCCAAAAACCCCAAAAGUGCCCGAAUUGUCCCCCAAAAGGGCGGGGGGCUGGAGCUGGAGUACGAGAUGAUUCUGACCAACGGCGACUCCUUCUGGACACGGCACUUCUCGGCCGACGAGUUCGGGAUCCUGGAGACCGACAUCACCUUCCUGCUCAUCUUCAUCCUCAUCUUCCUCCUCUCCUGCUACUGCGGCUACCGGCUCAAGGCGCGGCAGCUCCUCCACACCACCUACAAAAUGUUCAUGGCCUCGGCCGGGCUGGAGGUUCUCAGCCUCCUCCUGAGCUGCUCCUACUGGGCCCAGUACGGGCGGGACGGGGUCGGGCCGGGACCGAUCAAAGUGCUCGGGAAGCUCCUGUUCUCCAUCAGCUUCCUCAUCUUCCUCCUGAUGCUGAUCCUGCUGGGCAAGGGGCUCUCGGUCACCAGGGGCCGGAUCAGCGCCGGCGGCUCCGUCCGUCUCUCCGUGUACAUGACCCUUUACAGCAUCGCCCACAUCGCCCUGCUCACCUACGAGGCGCAGUUCUUUGACCCCGGGCAGGUGCUGUACACCUACGAGUCCCCGGCCGGGUACGGGCUGAUCGCGCUGCAGUUCGGCGCCUUCGGGUGGUUCUGCGCCGCCGUGGGGGCGACCCUGAGCCGGGUACCUGAGAGAAAAAACUUCUACCUGCCCUUCCUGGGGGCCUACACCGUCUGGUUUUUGGCCGUCCCGGUCUCGGCGCUCGUGGCCAAUUUCGGGAUCCCCAAAUGGGCUCGGGAGAAAAUCGUCAACGGGAUCCAGCUGGGGACUCACCUGUACGCCCACGGCGUCUUCCUGGUGCUGACUCGGCCCUCGGCAGCCAAUCGCAAUUUCCCAUUCCACGUCCGGACCUCCCAACCUCGGCAGCCAAUCGGAAUUUCCCGUUCCACGUCCGGAGCUCCCAGAUCGGCUCCGCCCCCCCCAAAUUCCGCUGCCCCUCCCCCCCCCCGCGGCUACGGGAACGUCACCUUCGUGGGGGACACGAAUUUCACCGAGCUCUUCUCGAUCCCCGCGCCCGGGGGUGCUCAGGUGCGGCCGCAGGUGGAGGAGACCCCUCCCCCACGGGGGGGGCCCCGAAUAUUUCAGUGUGCACUCGGGGGGAGGGGGGACCCCCAAAUUCUGACCCCAAAACCCCAAAUUUUGCCAAAUUCUGCCCAAAAUCCUGACCCGGGGACCCCAAAAUUCUGACCCCAAAACCCCAAA